AUGUUUCGUCCCGUUGCUAGAGCGCUCGCUCAUGCGCCUACUGUCGCAUCCCGUACACCCGCGACUAGACGAUUGAUAAGCACCGGUCCCUCCAAGCCGCGAAGCUGGAAGAACACCGUCCUCCGAUUGGGUUUGGCUGGCGGUGCCAUCUACUACUACAACACUAGCAGUGUUUUCUCCGAGGAGCCAAAGUUCUCUCUUCUUUCCUCGAUCCGCAAACAAAAUGGCGAUGACGCCAACCCACAGACUCUCGACUCCAUCACCCCCAAGAUCCGUCAAGAGCGGGCUGCCGAGAAGGCCCAGCGAGCCGAGUCCGCCGCUCUGGAAGGUGGAGUGAACGCCCAAGAGCUUCAGGAGGAGGCUGGCCAAGAAGCCGCAUUCAACCCGGAGACUGGCGAGAUUAACUGGGACUGCCCGUGUCUCGGAGGUAUGGCCCACGGCCCAUGCGGAGAAGACUUCAAGGGUGCCUUCAGCUGCUUCGUGUACUCCGAGGAGGAACCCAAGGGCAUUGACUGCAUUGAGAAGUUCAAGGCCAUGCAAGACUGCUUCCGUCAAUACCCCGAAGUCUACGGUGCCGAGCUAGAAGAUGACGAGGAGGCUCCCGCUGCCCCCGCCGAUGUUCCCCCCACCGCUGCCGAGAUCAAUGAGGCUUCUCUGCCUGAGGAGAAGCAGGCUCGUGCGAGAGAAGUCAACGCCCAAAUGAAGCAGACCGGCGAGCACCCCGAUGAGGACCUCCUUAUCCCUAAGGCCGCACACGACACCGAGGAGAAGAACAAAUCCAGCAAGGCUUAG
Messenger RNA from Penicillium olsonii, 792 nucleotides. NCBI's taxonomy places the organism in Eukaryota, Fungi, Ascomycota, Eurotiomycetes, Eurotiales, Aspergillaceae. The record is from the annotation of a GenBank genome assembly.